Molecule: messenger RNA, 855 nt
Organism: Ananas comosus (pineapple)
Lineage: Eukaryota; Viridiplantae; Streptophyta; Magnoliopsida; Poales; Bromeliaceae
Exons: 2
Coding region: 1-792 (263 amino acids)
Source: RefSeq, a predicted model, not a curated record
AUGUCCGUGGAGGCGGCGACGGCAAUCGCAACGAAACCGCGGAGGGAGAGAAAGAGAACCCCCCUCUUCCUCUCCUGCUUCUGGGGGUCCUCCUCGGUGUUGUUCUCCGACGAGCUGCAGUCCAGCCGCCGCAUCAAGAAGAAGCAGCAGAAGAAGAAGAAGAAGCAGAAGCCGCCUUGGCUCUCGUGGUGGCACGUCAAGAAGAAGAAGAGGAAGAAGGCGAAGAUGGUCCCUUUCGAAAGACUUGCUAAGGUUUUUCUUAAUUAUCGCGUCCGAUAUCAGGCUCGAGAUAACAAAAUCGAUAGCGACGCACAGCAGACGAACACGGCGACUCCCCAACUCCGAGAAGAUGUCGCCGCCAACUCUCCGCCUCAGCCGCUGCUCCCAUCAACCUCCACCAAGCCAACCGCUGCUCAGACCAGCCAGAGUCCCGACCCAAUCCAAACCAGAAUAUCGGCGGUCCAACCAGGCCUGCCGAGACGCAGCGUCUGCAGCACCGCACCGAACCACGGCCCGGCCCGAACUGGCCGGGUAGAACCGCUCGCCGGGCUAUGGGUCAUGGCGACCACGUUGGGGGUGAUGGUCCUCUUCGGCCGCGCCAGCGCGGUGGUUUUCCUUUGCUCAUGCAUGUACAUUAUGCCGGUAGUAAGGGCGGCGGCAGGGGACAGCGGCGCCCCCGGCAAUCGGACGGAUCACAAAGGAGUCGAUUUGGAUUCGGAGGAGUACAAGAAGAGGGUGAUAAUGGAAGGGUUGCUGGAGAGAAACGGCCGGAGGCCUUCGUAUGCUUUGUAACGAGCUAGACCAGAGCGUGCUUUGUAACGACUAACGAGCUAAGGAUUUUUAAGCUCACCAAAA